Molecule: messenger RNA, 573 nt
Organism: Leptinotarsa decemlineata (Colorado potato beetle)
Lineage: Eukaryota; Metazoa; Arthropoda; Insecta; Coleoptera; Chrysomelidae
Product: O-acyltransferase like protein
Molecular function (GO): acyltransferase activity, transferring groups other than amino-acyl groups
Source: RefSeq, a predicted model, not a curated record
AUAGAAAUAAAGUUCUGAUUUUCAGUUUGUGUCGGGUAUAUGGUUACUCCUCUUUAUUGGUUUGCCAGCCGUAUCUAUCUAUGGAACUCUAUUCGAAUACUCCCGAUUGACAUCUGCAUUACUGGGACCUACUCUAAAACCACUCUUCGCUUCAGGCGUAGCAAUAGGCCUGUUUGGAAUGAUCCAUGGUUUGGGAGGUAUCAUUAAAAAAAUGUGUGAAUGGGACUAUGCAGAAUUUGUUGCCAGAUGGUCAUAUAGCACGUAUCUCAUCCAUUUUUUCAUUGUCUUCGGAAGGCAUCUACUUAAGGAAGGAUUGGAAGAAAUUUCCCAUGAAAUAAUGUUCACAUCAGCUGUUUCGGACAUAAUUCAGUCAUUUAUUGCUGGACUGGUGCUCCACCUCACGAUAGAACGUCCAAUGGCGUACGUUUUUAUGGGCGUUUUGUCUAAGAAAAACCUCAAAGAAGCUAGAGGAGUACAGAAAACCAAAUAAAUAAAAUGAAUUCAUUUGUUUAUGUAGAUGUAAGAGUAAUUUGUUUAAUAUAUUUUUUACGAAAUCUAAGUUUAUUUAUCAAU